Messenger RNA from Brassica napus (rape), 726 nucleotides. RefSeq lists its product as uncharacterized. The record is from RefSeq and is a predicted model, not a curated record. NCBI's taxonomy places the organism in Eukaryota, Viridiplantae, Streptophyta, Magnoliopsida, Brassicales, Brassicaceae. The transcript has 2 exons. The coding region runs from base 137 to 553 and encodes 138 amino acids.
UCUCCUCUCCUUCCCCGUCCCCUGUCUUCUCCAAACUCACACAAGUUCCCUCUCUCUUCUCUCUGUUUAUCUGUCUAACGCAUGAGAGAACAAACUCAUCUCACAAUCUCAGCCUUCGGUUAUAUCGCCAGCUUAGAUGGAGAACACUCAAGGAUCCUCGCCGCCUCACAUGGACGCUUCUCGGCCGUCACUAGGAUUCCCUCUCGGCACAGCUCUGCUUCUCAUAAUCAUUUUCAGCCUUUCCGGGAUAUUCUCUUGCUGUUACCAUUGGGACAAACAUCGCUCGCUCCGCCGUUCUUUGGCCAAUGCCUCUGGUCAUCCCUCCGCCGACAUAGAGUCCUCUCCGUUCAAACCUAGACCCCCUUUUCCGGAUGUGAAGAAACCCCAGGAUCUAAGCAUAACGGUGGUGAUGCCUGGAGAUAAUACGCCUAAAUUUAUAGCAUUGCCGUGUCCGUGUGCACCACCUCGGCCAGAGAACCUCACCGUUGAUGUCCAAAGUCCACCGUUCUCACCACCUGUUAAGCCGCCGCGUUUUCCCAUUCCUCUUUGUUAGAUUUAAUUUAGCUAAAUGAUAACACAAAGGAGGAAAAAUGUCGAAAUAUCUCGUUUUGAUGUACAUGUAAAUCAUAAAUUUUUUUUGAAACUAUUAUAAAUUUAAUUUUGUUCUCUGAUUUAUUAUUUAUGUAUUCAGUUGGCAACAUUAUGAAGUGGUUUGAUUGUGUGAAA